Messenger RNA from Labeo rohita (rohu), 1120 nucleotides. It is a transcript of the gene eef1da, whose product is annotated as eukaryotic translation elongation factor 1 delta a (guanine nucleotide exchange protein). Gene Ontology annotation, biological process: translational elongation. Gene Ontology annotation, cellular component: cytosol; eukaryotic translation elongation factor 1 complex. The transcript has 10 exons. Lineage: Eukaryota; Metazoa; Chordata; Actinopteri; Cypriniformes; Cyprinidae. The coding region runs from base 152 to 1030 and encodes 292 amino acids. The record is from RefSeq and is a predicted model, not a curated record. Gene Ontology annotation, molecular function: guanyl-nucleotide exchange factor activity; translation elongation factor activity.
CGUGCGACCCGGUUUCCUCAGUCUCUUUCUGUAAUAGAGAGUCCGGUGGAGAAGUUCAACUCGAACCGCUUGUCACUUAUCAAACUCUUCGAAAGGAAGGUGAAAAGCCCUGUCAUCGCUUGUUUUCUCUGAACACCUCAGCAGCAUCACAAUGAGUGGACUUCAGGGACUCGCCCAGGAAAACAUCUGGUUUGACAAGUCCAGAUACGAUGAGGCCGAGAGGCGCUUCUAUGAGGGCGUGAACGGCAUCCCUCAAACAUCUCAGGAGAGAGAUGCUAGUGCCAUCCUGCAGGACAUUGCUAAAGCCCGACAGAAUAUCCAGCAAUCCCUAGCCGGAGUGAAGACCGCCCUACAGGGUAGUAAAGGGCACGCUCGUGCUCAAAAACCACGGGAGAGGAAGACCAGUCAGAAUGCCAGUAAGUCUGAGGAUCAGAGUGAGCUGGUCUCUCGUCUGAAGAGUCUGGAGCUGGACAACAAGAAUCUGCACAAAGUGGUGGAUGAUCUGAGAUCCAUGCUGUCUAAACUGGAAUCCAGAAUGGCUGUGCUGGAGAAGAGCCAGACACCGGCUGCAAAGACUGUUACUGUCACAAAGGCUGCUCCUGUCCAGAAACCCAAGGUUGAGGAACAUAACGGUGCUGACGACGACGACGACGACGACAUUGACCUCUUUGGCAGUGAUGAGGAAGAUGAGGAGGCAGAGCGUAUCAAAGAAGAGAGGGUGAAGGAAUAUGCCCAGAGGAAAGCCAAAAAACCAGCCCUCAUUGCCAAAUCCUCCAUCCUGCUGGACGUCAAACCCUGGGACGACGAGACUGACAUGUCCAAGCUGGAGGAGUGCGUGCGCUCAGUACAGAUGGACGGCCUCCUGUGGGGAGCUUCUAAGCUGGUUCCUGUCGGCUACGGCAUCAAAAAGCUGCAGAUCAACUGCGUGGUAGAAGACGAUAAAGUGGGAACAGACCUUCUGGAAGAAGAGAUCACCAAAUUUGAGGACUACGUCCAGAGUGUCGACAUUGCUGCCUUCAACAAGAUCUGAGCCUCUCGCCUCAAAGAAACCACCUCACACUGGGUUACUGCUGCUUUUAUAUCUCACGGUUACAUUAAACUGUUCAGCCACGUAAACCAA